GCUCUGCGUGGAGCCUCUGCAGGAUCGUACAUCAAGCUUUAAGGCGUGGUCAUUUGAAAUAUCAGAGAGCACAGCUUCACUUCCUUCUUUCAUUUCAUUCACUCAUAAGUAACAAUGGCUGCUGCUGAACUGCAGAGACAAGAAGAAUUCCUGGUAGAGGGAGAGCCUUUCAGACAGAAUGCUUUCCUGAUUAUCAAUGAAAUGGUGUUGAUGAGUACAAGACCUACUACGUUGUUAGUGGAUGAGAUUCUUCACAGCAUUUUCUUUUUGGGAAAGAUCAACACGCCGCCAGUUUCCCCUGAAAUGAUUCUGAGUGAUGCUGAAGUGCUAAAUGCAUUUAAGAUCCAAUACCCUCGGCCUUUUGCCCUCUAUUCCUCUGAGGUACCCAGGCGGAGUCCAUUUUCAUGUGUGCUCGACAUGGUUGUCCAUCUGACUGGACAAGUCAAUGAAGGAGCAAUCAGACAGAGGCUGCAACAGCUCGUCGGUAGACUGGGGGGGGAUAUUAACAAAAAGCCUCUGGUCUCCAAAACCAUCUGUGUCUCUCAGAGUAGAAGCCAAGGUUCAGUCAGGUUCUACGGAGUCUCCAUGUCCACUGAUGGUGCUGUACCAAAGAAAAUCAUGAUUGGUGCUUCCUGUCUCAGCAAGUGGGAGAGAUAUGUAGCUGACGCAGUGAUGACCUUCUAUCCAGAGCCAAAUACUAGGCCAUUUGUCAAAAAGCCAUAUUUCGAUGGAACCAUUAGAGUUCCAGAGCAGCAUGUCCGGUGCGAAACGUUUGAUCUCUAUGACGGAGGAUUAAAGCCUCCUUGUAAGUCAUGUGGUGAGUUGUUUGGUUUGACAACAACUGAAAAAAGGGGAUUCCUCCACGGUAACUGUGCCGAAGCUGAAAGUCUGAGCAACUUGUUUCAAGGUGAUGGAGCAGUUAGAGAAAAAGUACCACCACCAACUGGUGGUAACAGAGAGAGGGCUAUAACGAGCAUCCAUGAUGCUCUCAGACGUUUUGUGCGGGCCUUUGAGGGAUUUAGACAAUGGACAGAUCGUUUCUACACCCCACAGUAAGUCAGAUCUUAAAAAGAAGAAAGACACGAGUGUGAUUUUCAUUUAUUAUUAUGCGAUAGGAGUAUUGGGAUUUUCUUUUCCUUCUUUAACAAAAACCAAAGUUUAAUAAAACAUUUCUAGAGACGAUAUAUCAUGAGACAUUUCUAAAAACUAACAUGUUUUCUAAGAAGAAUGACAUUACAUGUCAGUCAGUCAGAUGUUGAUUUACUUUGUAAAGAAGAACAUAACAUGGAUCUUCUGCUUUUUCUGCUUUCGUUUUUUUCCCACCCCUAGAUUAAAUAUCAAAUAUUGAUGAGUACACUUCAUAUGGUCAUUUAUUACACAGUGAAGAUGAUUCUUUAUCAAAAAGCAGAAAUCAGUGUAGAACUUGUUACUGAACGUGGAGGUCAGUUCUUCUCUGUGAUUCUGGCUGUCUUCAUGGUUCAUGGUUGAAUUCAUAUUGGGAGUCUCUUCACAUCAAAUCAAAUCAAAUGUGUCAACUGUUUGAGUAAAGCAUGCAGAAGAUGGAAAUUAUAAAUGUAUCAUGUUGUUUGCAAUAAAAUGAUGUUGAUGAAAA
Perca flavescens (yellow perch) is the source of this 1612-nucleotide messenger RNA. RefSeq lists its product as uncharacterized. Lineage: Eukaryota; Metazoa; Chordata; Actinopteri; Perciformes; Percidae. The coding region runs from base 115 to 1056 and encodes 313 amino acids. The record is from RefSeq and is a predicted model, not a curated record. The transcript is spliced from 5 exons.